AUGUUGUUUCCGAAGAGUGUGCUGAUCACAGCACUUUGCUAUCUUUCAACUUCAUCGCAGGCCUCUACCUUGCCUUCAUCUAUCCAAGGGCAGCCAGUGCCAGACAAGUGGUUCCAAAUCUCUCUCAAUGAGAGCACUUCUGGGAAUACCAGCCUCAGUACAAGGGACAUCGACAAUGCUCUUGUGGAACGAACUCCUAUCCAGGUCUGCGAGCGUAUCAUUACCGCGACCGCUGCCUGCACUGUGAUCGCAGGUUAUGUGAUUUCAUUUUGCAAGUCGAUGGGAGCCACAAUCAAGGAGCUCUCCAAUCAGGGCAACUGCAAUCUCAUGCGUGGCAGCUAUCAGAACCUCAGAUGGACAUACCAAUCUUCCGGCCGAAACUGCGAUACUACAGCACAGCAGGCAACCAUUUCUGGCGCCAUCAAGAAAUACAUGACCAACGUGGAACACAACAAAAUCUGCGGCACUUGCCUUUCUUCCUUGUGUUUCUUCCAUGGAACUUCUGUCAUGUUUGAGCUAUGGAAAAUACUGUGA
Penicillium psychrosexuale is the source of this 534-nucleotide messenger RNA. RefSeq lists its product as uncharacterized. Lineage: Eukaryota; Fungi; Ascomycota; Eurotiomycetes; Eurotiales; Aspergillaceae. The coding region runs from base 1 to 534 and encodes 177 amino acids. The transcript has a single exon. The record is from RefSeq and is a predicted model, not a curated record.